Molecule: messenger RNA, 1448 nt
Organism: Syngnathoides biaculeatus (alligator pipefish)
Lineage: Eukaryota; Metazoa; Chordata; Actinopteri; Syngnathiformes; Syngnathidae
Gene: tmem116
Product: transmembrane protein 116
Exons: 9
Coding region: 36-1322 (428 amino acids)
Source: RefSeq, a predicted model, not a curated record
CCGACCCGACCCGGCCGUACCAGACCCACCGCAGCAUGGAGGCCGCGUUUGCACAUCUGAACGCCAGUGAAACACACGACUGGGUCAAGGUUGGGAGCGCGCUGCCGUGGAUGCACGUCGUCACCGCGCUGUUCAGCGCUCUGGCCUCCGCUUCCGCCGUCACCCGUGCGACGUCGCAGCGCGCGGGCGGCUCCACGUCCGAGGUGCCGGCGCUCUCCCUGCUGGCCGCGUCCGACCUGCUGCUGGCCCUCUGCGGCCUGCUGGGGGCGGCGAUGCUCGUGGGCCACGCCGGUGCCGUCGCCUGGUACCGGCUGCACGCUGCGCGGCAGGUGGUGUGCGUCGCGUCCUUCUUCUUGACGCUCAACUACGCGUGGAACGUCUACGCUCGGCUUCGGCACAACUUCCUGUGCUUCCCUCACCAGCUUCCUGCGCAGGUAACAAGUGACGCCAGUGGCGUACACACACGGGAAGAAACUACGUGCGAUUUUCUUCUGCAGAUUUCCAAACGCGCCGUCCCGAGCGGCACGACGACGGCGUUGCUCUCUUGCGUGGCUCCGCCUCUCCUGACGGCGCCCGCCUUCAUCGGAGGAAGCGUCGGCGGCUGCAUCGCCGACUGCGGCGCCGCCUACGGAUGUCUGCUGACGCCCGUCGGGACGCUUCCCGUCGCCGCCUGCCGCCCGUUACGCGUCUACGUCGGCGCCGUCUUCCUCGCCGCCUUCGUCUUCACGCUCGUCGGCGUGUUGGUGCUGAUGGGAAAGUGCCGUCAGAUUUCCCGCCGGCUGUUGACGGCGCACGGUUACCUUGGCGACGAGCAGCGGGCGCCGGACCUGCGGAUGCUGGCGCACGUCCUCGUCUUUGCCGUCUGCUGGGCGCCAACGGCGUCCCUGGCGGCCGCGACGUCGUCGACGGCCGGCGCCUCCGCGGUCGUCCUGUCCGCGGCGCAGGUGGGUCGCCUCGGCGCCGCUUUUGCCGUGAGGUCAAAGGUCACCUUUUACGAACGUGCCCACGACAGGCCGUCGCGUCGGCGUCGCCGGGCGUCCUCCGCUCGGCCGCGCUGGCGUGCGCGCGCAACCCGCCGGGGCGGCGCGACGCCGACACGCAGACGCCGCUGCUGCGAGCGCAGAAGACGAGCGCGAGGAGCUACCGAACUUGAGGACGCCCGCCGGCGGGAAAAAGAGGACGAAAGACUUCUCAAACUUGUUCCUUUGUUUGCAAGCUCGUCAUUCCGAACGAGACGUUCAUUCCGACGACUUCCUCGAGACUGCGAGGGACCGACGGGGGUGUGUAGACUUUCUCUUGCAGAAAAGUCCAACCUCAUUUAAAACAAUCUCAUCAGAUUCUUUGUAGCAAUUGUGUGGCGGGCCGCAGACGGCCCCCGGUUCGUACCUUGGACACCCCAGUGUGGCGCUUUCGCUGGAUGAAUAAAAUGAAAUAAUUAUGUCAAGUUA